AUCUUCAUCACUUCUCUCACAAUUUCAAUCUUCAACAACUCUAUAAUUGAUCAUGGCUGCCCCUUCAAUCUUCAUGGCAACUCCCCUCUCCGGUACUCAACUUCCUUCCUUCAAGAGGCAUUCCGCCUUCUCCGUCAAGUGUAUGUCGUCUCAGCUACCAAACGACGGUAAAACCGCCGGAUCCAGUUCCAAAACACCAGAAUCACCACCAACGCCUAUGGCUACUCCUCCUCCUCCGCCACGUGCUCCCAAGGUGAGCACCAAAUUCUCUGACGUCUUGGCGUUCAGUGGACCAGCACCGGAAAGGAUCAAUGGAAGGUUGGCGAUGAUAGGAUUUGUGUCGGCGAUGGCGGUGGAAUUGAGCAGCGGUCAAGAUGUGUUGACUCAGAUCUCCAACGGCGGAGUAGUGGUGUUUGUAGGGACGAGCGUGGUGUUGUCGCUGGCGUCGUUGGUGCCGUUGUUUAAAGGGGUUAGCGUGCAGUCGAAGUCGAAGGGGAUAAUGAGUUCCGAUGCGGAGCUGUGGAAUGGGCGGGUUGCGAUGUUGGGUUUGGUGGCUCUGGCUGUUACUGAAUAUGUGAAAGGCAGUGCUCUUGUGUAAUCUUUAUAUAAAACCAAAAUAUUAAA
This is a messenger RNA of Cynara cardunculus var. scolymus (artichoke), 624 nucleotides long. RefSeq names its product early light-induced protein 1, chloroplastic-like. The record is from RefSeq and is a predicted model, not a curated record. The transcript has a single exon. NCBI's taxonomy places the organism in Eukaryota, Viridiplantae, Streptophyta, Magnoliopsida, Asterales, Asteraceae. The coding region runs from base 53 to 598 and encodes 181 amino acids.